AUGCUGCGCUGGUCUCAGGUGGCGAAGCUUGCUGUUAAAGAGGCACAGUUGGAGGAGGUACGUAAACGGCAAGCCAAGAAGACGGCACAAAAAGAGAUGCAGGACUACUUGAAACGGCAGAUCGACCAGAAGACUUCCGACAAACAGAAAGCAGCAGAGCUUGAAAAGAAGCUCUUCGAGGUACAGCAGGCAGAGUUGGAACGCUGGAGAAAAGACCAAACGGUGCAGGCCGAAGAACGGCUUCGAAAGGUACAGCAGGUUGUCCGGGAUCGUGAAGUUCAAUCUGAAGAGGUGAAUCGAAAACGAGAAGCUGAGAAAGAGCAGAAGCUCGAAGAGGACAGACGCCUCGUGUUACGUGCCGCACAAGAAAUUGAGUUGGAAAAGAAAGCCGCACAGGCCAAGCGAGAGCAGACGAAGCUUGCUCAGCGGGCUUUGGUUCAGGAAGUUGGAGAGGACCAAGAGAAGAAGAACCAAGCGCGGCGGCGACGGAUCGAAGAAGAGAAACGGGCACUGCAAGAGUACGCUGAACUUUUGGACAAGCAGGAGGCCCGCAGCAAGGCGACCAAGCCCAAGAUCCGAGACCAGGUCCCGGCAGCUCCUCCAAAGGUGAAAAGGAAAGGGGAAGAGUUGUACCACGAUCCAGAGAUAGUGACGAGAAUACACAAUGAAGCAGUUGCAAGAGCAGAGCAGGCUGACCUGACCAAGCAGGCACAGUUAAAACUUGAGCGACGCAAGAACCAGGACUUCCUUUUCCAGCAGAUCGCAGAACGGGAUCAUCAGAAAAGAUUGAUGCAGGAGCAGAAAGGUGGCUUGAAAGUUGCUGCUCAGGCAGCAGCUGAAGAGCAUCGCGUAACAGAAUCGCAGCAAAUGCUUGAGCGGAAAAAGCGAUACUUGCAGUACCGGUUGGACUUGGAGGGUCAAAUGCGAACCAAGCAGACAACACAGCACACUUUGGAGGACCAGAUGAGUGGGGCAGAAAAAGCUAUCAAUCGUCGGUAUGUGUUCGAGGCACUCCAGAAGACUUCGGACCCCGAGGCAUUGCCGGCGCCAUGCACGGCUGAAGCUGUGCCUCAGUGA
Molecule: messenger RNA, 1077 nt
Organism: Symbiodinium necroappetens
Lineage: Eukaryota; Dinophyceae; Suessiales; Symbiodiniaceae
Source: the annotation of a GenBank genome assembly